Molecule: messenger RNA, 1380 nt
Organism: Euleptes europaea (tarantolino)
Lineage: Eukaryota; Metazoa; Chordata; Lepidosauria; Squamata; Sphaerodactylidae
Gene: CDKN1C
Product: cyclin dependent kinase inhibitor 1C
Exons: 3
Coding region: 1-633 (210 amino acids)
Biological process (GO): regulation of cell cycle
Cellular component (GO): nucleus
Molecular function (GO): cyclin-dependent protein serine/threonine kinase inhibitor activity
Source: RefSeq, a predicted model, not a curated record
AUGUCCAACGUGCACCUCUCGAGCGCCUCGGCCCUGGAGCGCCUGGCCGCCCGCCGGACCUUCCCCCUGCACGCCCGCACCGGCGCCUGCCGCAGCCUCUUCGGCCCCGUCGACCACGAGCAGCUGGAGCGCGAGCUGCAGGCCAAGCUGCGGGAGAUCCGCGACGCCGACCAGCGGCGCUGGGACUACAACUUCCAGGCCGAGGCGCCGCUGGCCGGCCCGGGCCGCCUGCAGUGGGAGGCGGUGGAGGGCGGCGCCGUGCCCGCCUUCUACCGGGAGACCCCGCAGGGCGGGAGGGGCCGCGGCCCCCGGCUGGGGCCCGACGCCGAGCCCAGGGGCUCUCCCCGGGAGCCGGGGCUCGCCUCCCCGACGGCAGCCCCGGCCGAGGAGCGCCUCGACCGGGAGAACCGCGCCGCCGGCCAGCGGCGCAGCUGCUCAGGGAUUAUCCUCAAGCCCGUCCCGGGCGCGGCCGCGGCUCUGAAAAGAGCAUCCUCGACGGCUCACAUCACAGAUUUCUUCGCCAAGCGGAAAAGAGUCGUAGACUCCAAAGCGGCUGGGGAGCAUCCCGGAGCGCUGCCGGCCUCGGUCUCCGCCGCCCCCACGGAGCAGACGCCCCGGAAAAGGCUCCGAUGAACGAGAUUUUGCACUACAGCACAGAAGCGCCGUUUCCUUGGUCCUUGGAAACCUAGAUUUUGCGAGGCCUUCUUCUGCCCACAUUCAAGGAGCUGGCAGAAGAGACCGGAGUCGGGAAGGAGAGCUGCCUGUCUCUUGUUUUCCCUCUUCUCCCACUCUCCGCCACAGAAGGAACUGCUUGUACCUCUAUGUAGCAAACGUGGCUCUGACUGCAAGCCACCUGACGGAGCAGUGUUAAUUUACAACUGUGCAAUUUAUUAUUUUUUUUAUAUAAAAAUUGUAUUAUGCCUAAUGUGAGUACACUGGCCUGAAGUGUAAAAGCUUUAAAGUCAUUUAUAUAUAAAAAAAUGUUUAAUCUCUGCUGAUUUCUCAGUGCAAAAAAAUGUAUAUUUGUAAAAAAGCAAACAACUUAAGAGUUAUACUAACUUAUAUUUUCUAUUUAUGUCAAAAAGGCAGAUAACUUCGGUUGGCACCCAGUAGUCUGUUAUUUGUGUGUGGUGUUUUUUUUUUUCUUAUUUGGUUAAGCCAAAGGGCACUAUAUUUGCUUUUUUUUUGUUAUUUACAAAAAAUGUAAAUUUAUUUUUAUAGUGGGGUUUUUUUGCAUUCACAAAUGUAGCUAUGAAUCAAAAUUUCUUUAGUUAUUACUUGAAAAUAAAUAAAUCUGAUACAAUGGUUCCUGAGCCGGUCUGUACCACUGCCAUUGCAAACUUAUGCCACAAUGUUAAAAUAAAAAGGAAUCUAAUUUCA